UAAAGCCAAGGUUAUAAAAACAAGUCACAUUUUUCAGAACUCCAGAAUUUUAAAAUUGCUUCUAAUUCCAGACCGCCCAUGAACUAACUUUAGACUCCUCAUAUUUACAAUCCCCGCGUGCUUAUUGUCGAGCAGCUGUUAAAAAUUUGAAUUUGAUGCUCUGGUAGAUGGUCAAGACAGUUGCUCCAGAUCAGAUAUACAAUGGAUGAGAGCCGAGGACGCUCAAAUCUCUUCUCGUUCUGCAAAACCAGAUCGUUAAUCUUCAUCUCACUGCAAUUAUUCUUUUUGAAAUUCCGAAGGCAGUUCAAAAUGGAAACAGCGAAUACAGUUGCAGUUAUCUCUCUCUUUUAGUAUAAAAAUCUGGAAAGCCGCAGUCAAAAAGGAUAGUGAAACGAAUAGCAGUUACCUGAAAGGAAGCGACAGUUAUGAUGAUGGACAUUUAUCUCUAAGUUAAGUCGGUCAGGAAAAGUGAAUUUUAGUUAUGGUCUAGGGUUUGAGCUCCAUAGAAACAAACAAUGGGGUUCACAGAUUGUUUGCGAGAAGAGUGCAGAGCAGAAGAAGAAGCGGCUUACAAUCCAUUAUCAAAGGAAUUAAGAUGCUUACGCAUGUGGCUGGAGGCCGCCAAGAUGCCAGCGGCUUUGUACCAUGUCAAACCCUGGGAAAUUUGCCAUCAGUCGGAAUAUCGAGUUCCGCGAAAUCUUGCAGAUGUUGGAAAAUUUGGUGCUUCUGAAAGUGAUCGAGUGUCGUCGGAUGAAAUGCGGGAUUUUUCAGAGCUGCGGGAGCCUGGUGGCACUGCAGAGCGGCUUAAUUUGGAGCGUGACAGCGGUGCGAGCGAAAUUCCGGAGUUUGUAUUAGUUAGAAAUGCUCUCUAUGCAUUACAAGGUGUUGAGUCAGCUGUUAAAAAUUUGGAGAACAUUUCAAACACAUUUUCUUCUCAACCUGCUGACAGGACUUCCCAUAGCAUUUCCAGUUUUUGGUGCAGAACAUCUAGUACAAAUGCUUUGGGAAAAUUGCUUUAUAUUAUAGCUCAUGCUGGUCAGAUCUAUUGCCAGAUUGGAAAAUUUGUGGCCUAUUUUUCAGGAAAAAGAUCAAAUAUUGAUGAGACUGUUGAAAGUCUUACAAUUAAUAAAGGAGAUGAAGUCAAAGGCAAGAGGAACAGAAAACAUCCGAAGUCUAAGGGUAAUAAAAGCAAGUGCUGUAUGACAGAGGAGGAGAUUGUCCCUGAGGGAGCUUUGGCAUCAUCUGCUCCCUUUAGCCUCGUUAAUCAAGCCUUUGCAAUUGCUCUCAGAUGCAUUCUUCAAGGAUAUCUUGCUGCAUUAAACACAUUGCCUGCAUCUGUUGCUCAUCGACGUUCAAAGAAACAUGACAGAAAACCUCAACUUACAUCUGUCUCUUCAUCAGAAGCAGGUUGUCUCACAAGUGUUGUUUCACAGGAAAUCACUCUUCUGGAGCUGUAUUUGCAUACUGGAGAAUUACGAACUCACGUUCAAGCACUUGGAGCUAUUUGUAUGUUGCCAGGGUAUAGAAGUGUUUCAGAAGCAGUACCAGUUGAAAAUGAUUUGGUUAACAAGGCAUUUCAGGAGUUUCCUAGAGGAGCAGAUUUGCUCACUUAUCUUUACAUUCAACUUCAGGAGGCUGAUCCAAUUCACCGUCCACUUCUGAAGUUUCUCUUUGCUCGUGCUUGCAGACCAUACUUUGAUUUCAUAAAGUCAUGGCUUUAUCGAGCAGCUGUCAAGGAUCCAUAUAAAGAGUUCAUUGUUGAGGCAUCAGAAAACAUGGAAUCUAAUUCAUGUAUUGGGAAAGGAUAUGCAAAUCAUUUUCCUGCCUCAAGUAUAAGGGUAAUGUUGAAGGUGCGUGAUGGAGUUUCUGUACCUUGUUUUUUGAAACAUGUUUCUACUCCUCUCCUUCGAGCUGGCCAGCAGCUUCAAGUACUUACAAGGUUGUUUCAUACUGCUAUGUUUGGAAAGAAAAUAUCACAUUUUUUGAGCAACUGCAUGCCUUCUGCUGCUUUGACUCAGUUAUCGAGUUUGGAAGCUAUUUUAGGCUCUUGGGCAUAUUUUUCAAAUGAGAAUGCAUUGCAUGAGCCUGUUUUAGUUUAUAGCAAAAGGAAGUUAGAGGGGUUGAUUCAAAAGAGGGAAAAGGCAAAUCGACAGAUGCUGGAAAGACUUGACAAAAUUUUUGUAGGUCUGAGCAAUAUUUGUAGGCAGAAGGGAUUCAUGGUAGCCCCUGUAAGCCAUGGCUCACAAUAUUUUCAUGGUCCAGAAGACUACCAAGGAAACUCACAGAAGGUUAAUGACCAGACAGAGAAAGGAGAUGCCAUGUCUGCUACUAGAACGUUAGAUACUCUGUGCAAAGAAGAACAUCAGGAAAACUCUUCCAAGUUCUUGGAGGAUGAUUUUCAAGGUGGAUUUGGAACAACAUCUGAAGCUAUAGAUACAGAUGUCUCCGAAUCAUCGAGUGAUGAGGAUAGCUGGAGUGAUAAUAUCCUUACAGACUGCACUGCAGUAUCGGGACACAAGUUAACGGAAACAAUAUUUGGGGAUCAAUUGCAGGAAAUACCUAGAGAAAGACUGGAUGUUAAAAAAAUGGGUAGGUCAGGUGAUGGGAAUUCACAAUCUUCUUUGAUCAGGAAGUCCAAAGAUGAUAAAGUUGUAAUAAAGGAUUCUAAUUGUAAUGAUAAAGUAGGAUCUGAAAUGUUUCUCCAUUGUGGAAUGGGAUGUAGAAACUGGGUUCCAGUUCCCUCAUCAGGUAUCAAGUUAUCAACCGAUGCAACUGAGAACAGAAAGCUUGAUUCGCUGAUUUCAGACUAUCAAAGAGGAACAAACUGGCCACAGAGUGGUCUUCCUAGAAAUCCAUUUCUCGUUGCAUUAGCAUGUGAAAAUAAAUCAAAUGAUUAUCUUUUGCCAGAUUUUUCUGACAGUGAUAAUGCAUGGGACAUUGCAUUUGGUAGCGCCUUGGGUCCUGUGCAGAGGUGUCACCAGGUUUCAGAGACUUCUCUAAUGAAAAAAACGUCUCUCCAGAGUUCUAAAGUGGAAUCCAAACCAUUUACGAUGAAAAGUUAUAGUGAUCAUGAAUGUUCAGAUUUUUCCAUUGUAGAUGGUAAUUAUUUUUUGGAACAUCAAAGUAGUUGCAGUUAUAUGGCUUUUCAUCCACUGCUGACAAGAAAUGCUUGGGGCCAUCUGCAGUAUCUUAUUCCUGAGAGGAGUCUUAGUGAGCGGCAGGCUAACAGUCUCCCUUACUAUGAUUUUUCUUCUGUAACAGAAAAUCCUGAAACUUUUGCAAAGAACAUGGCUUCCGAGGAUGUUGGAGUUGACCAUUCCUUCUUGGCUGAGCACCACGAGUACAUGGAAAACAGACAUUCCAAUAACAUUAGGAUGAUCAAUCAUGAGAAUAGAAGGACAAACCUGACAGAUGAUUGUAAACCGAGUUCUGAAAGUGGUAUUCUCAAAGAAACACAACCAUCUGGAGAAAUCUUUUGUGAACUUGACCAUAAUAACAUGAUUUACAGAAGAAAACUUGCAGAUACCGACAAUAAUUAUUUAAUGUCAGAUUGUUACAAAGAGGACAGCUUGUCAAAAGUGUUUGGGGGUGCCAAGUGGGAGACAUCUUUAGGGUAUUCUAAGAAUGAAGAAAGUUUGGAAACAGGAGAAUUUGAGGAAGAUUCAGAAAUUGCAUCAGAGAUUCCACUCGAUGUUGUCAUUGACAAGUGUAUUGUGCAGGAGAUCAUGCUUCAGUAUCAAUGCAUCAGUGAUUUUACUGUGAAGCUGCUUGAGGAAGGAUUUGGUUUCCAGAAACAUUUGUUGGCAUUGCGGCGAUACUUCUUCAUGGAAGUGGCAGAUUGGGCUGAUGGAUUUGUCACAUCUCUGUGCCAACAUAAAUGGUCUCCAGCAGGCAGUCAUCAGAGGUUGUUGGAGGUUCAGGCAAUGUUAGAAUCAGCCUUACAAAGGUCUUCAUGUGAAGGAGAUGAAUAUGAUGAUCAGCUAUAUAUUUACAUCAAGGAUGCUGGUGGAAUGCCACAUUCUGAAAAUAGCCUGCAUGUCUUGCCUAUUUCUACUGGUGCCUCUUAUUUUAUUAACACUAAUAGUAUAAAUGCUUUCGAUUUCAUAGGCCUGGGUUUCAAAGUGGAUUGGCCAUUAAACAUUAUUCUUAAACCAGAUGCUUUGAAUAUGUAUAGUUCUAUCUUCAGCUUCCUGAUCCAGAUCAAGCUGACCGUGUUUUCACUAAAUGAUAUCUGGAAUUGCUUGAGGGAAUUUGCACACUGUGUAAAUAGGAGCUGCAAGUUACCCCAAGAUAAAGAAGAGAUGGAGCAGUUUCGACUACUGAUGCAGCUUAGGCAACAGGUCAGUCAUUUCGUUGCAGCACUACAGCAAUAUGUUCAGUCUCAACUUUUGCAUGUUGUAUGGCACAAAUUCCUUCAUAUUCUUCGGAAUCAGGUGGGGGACAUGCUGGACUUGGAAUCUAUACAUAAAGCCUAUCUUUUGGAUUCUUUGCACAAAUGCUUUCUUGAUUCGGACAUGAGUCCUGUUAAGGAGAUUAUUCGCAACAUCAUGCAGUGUGUUUUGGACUUCAGGUCUUGCUUUGGUUGUAGAGCUCAAAAUUAUGAGGAAGGUGAACCAUUUGAGCUGACCAAUAGGAUCAAUUACUCCCAGGUGCUUGAAGUUAAAGCUACUUUUGCACGGAAUCUGAAGCAGCUAUAUGAGAGAUACAUAAAAUUCAGUGAACAAAGUGAAAUAUCACUCAGUUAUUUCUGGAUGUUCCUAGAUUACAAUGAAUUUAUUUCAAGUACAAUUUCAAAGAAUGUGUGAGGGCUCAGUGCAAAGGUGGUGAUUGAUAGACCCGACUUUAAAUUGCCUGUCCAUGUUAACUUGCAUUUCCCAUAAUUUUGAACUCAAAAUGAUCUCUGCACGUGAAGAAGCAAUUUCAUCUUCAAAAUGUUAUGUGGCUAUAAUCAAGCCUUUGAUUUCUUAGAGAAUCUUUGAAAAAAAAAGUUUUCCUUUAAAAUAGGAUAUGAUAGCAGUGUUAAAGGAAAAGAUGUCUGCACCAAAUUGUAGAUUUUUAAAAUCUGCAUCCAAAACACUUCUUGGGAAAGUUCUUAUUGUAUAAGGAUGAGUAUAAAUCAAUGAGAGAGAUCUAGAUUGUUGUGUAUUCA
Messenger RNA from Cryptomeria japonica (Japanese cedar), 5149 nucleotides. RefSeq lists its product as uncharacterized. NCBI's taxonomy places the organism in Eukaryota, Viridiplantae, Streptophyta, Pinopsida, Cupressales, Cupressaceae. The record is from RefSeq and is a predicted model, not a curated record. Gene Ontology annotation, molecular function: gamma-tubulin binding; microtubule minus-end binding. Bases 516 to 4805 code for a protein of 1429 amino acids. Gene Ontology annotation, cellular component: gamma-tubulin complex; centrosome; spindle pole. Gene Ontology annotation, biological process: meiotic cell cycle; spindle assembly; cytoplasmic microtubule organization. The transcript is spliced from 14 exons.